This is a messenger RNA of Mercenaria mercenaria, 6892 nucleotides long. RefSeq lists its product as uncharacterized. The record is from RefSeq and is a predicted model, not a curated record. Bases 1346 to 3754 code for a protein of 802 amino acids. NCBI's taxonomy places the organism in Eukaryota, Metazoa, Mollusca, Bivalvia, Venerida, Veneridae. The transcript is spliced from 6 exons.
CAGAGGUUAAGAAAGGCCUAGUAUGUAAAUGUUAUGUUUAUGUAAUUUGGUAAUUAUCGCGGCCCGUCACUUGAAAUACAGGAAAGUACCGAAAAUGUUAUUUUCCAUCGAAAUACCUGAAAUGAGAAUUCUUACGUCGGCAGAUCAGACAGCGCAGAAUUUCAGCAAAUCUAGAAAAUUCAACUCCGUUUAAAACUGAAGAAGUCAGCUUGUUAUUAACCUUCGUAUACUUUAAGGAAACUGACGGUCGACUGAAUCUUGUGAAAUAAUAGGAAGCGAAUUGCUUACAAAUUCUGUUGAUUGUGAAGUGCACGGAGUAGAUUGUGAUCAGUAAGUAACUUUAUAAAUAUGUCCCUAAAUGGGAAUGCACCAUGAAUUACGUAAAAGUUUGUACUUCAUUAUGAAACGGCCAUUGCGACUCAAAGUAUGUAUCAAUAUAAAUGUGGCGAAAAUGCUUUUCGAAUGUUCAAGUAUCAAAUAUCUAUCAACAUGUGUUCGGGAUAUUCAUAUAUUCAUGUUUAAUGAGAUUAAUAAAUGGUUCUGUCGGUAUGAAAUCACUAAAUUUACCAACUCAACCAGUUGCGUGCUUGCUAAAAGAGCCCUGAAAUGGUCAAUGGCAGAAAUAAGGAAAAUAAUUUUUCAGUCAUAUUGCGGAUAUAGAAAAUAGGUAAUUUCAGACUUUUAAAUGGAAGAAUUAGAAUUUAUUCUGAUAUGAAAAAGGCAAGCUUUGAAAGUUAGCAAGCAAUGCUUCAUUUUUUGAUCAGUUUAUGAACAUUGUAUAUUGUAAUAAAACGUCCUUUACUAUUCUGUAAAACAACAUAAAGGUAAAGGUAAACUUUGUUUCUUUUGUUGCAUAUUACCAAUAGCUCUUGUGCAACAAACUAGGCAUACAGUAAUAAAUACUUACCUGUGCUUAUUUUUUUCCUCCUGAAACAACCCUUUAAAUGCUGAGUGCCGAGCAAGGGAGCUAUCAGUUCCAUUUUUCACGUCUUUGUGAAGCGGUCGUUGCUCAAACCCACGACCUCCCGCACACAAAGCGGACACUACUAUUGAGUUUUUUAGGCAAUUUUAUAUCUUCAUGUAUAUACAUUGUAACCUCUACCCCCAUGAAAUGCAGUGAAGAUAACAAUUUCUACAACGUUGCAUGGAAAUGGAUUUUUUAAAAAGAAACUCAUACUACUGUAUGAUCUUGUACAUUAAUAUACGCUGAACACGGUCGCAUGCAGUCUUUAUACAAAUUAUAUUAACCCUUCUACUCGGUAAAAUAAUACAUAUUUUGCUUAACAGGGACGAAUUUUCUUCACAUCCUUCAAAUAACAAAACUUAGACCGAAUUCACGCUGAAAAUGGCUACAAUGGAAGACGUGGACUACUCUAAAAAGGCUAAAGAAGCUGAGGAAAUCACUUCCAAAGGGUUGUGCAACUUCGUCCUUGGAGAAUUUAAUGCGUUUACACAAACAACAAAAAACAUUGACAAACUUAAAAUUAAAGAAAACCAUAGAAUAGGAAAGCCUGCCUAUACGAAUAUGUCCAAGGAUGCCUAUAAGAAUAUAAUGCGUGGGAAGGCAAGACAGAACCCAUUUCAGAUUUGCAAGUGUUACAUGCCAUAUAACAGGAAGUUAUUAAACUAUAUUGAAAAAGCGGAUUUCUAUACCUUGAUAAAUGUUAUAUGCGACUUUGUACCCUUCCAGGAAAGGUUGUCAGAUGUAGAACCUCUAUACUUUAAGGCUAGAGAACAAGCAGAAUAUAUUGACCGACUUGCAAUGAAAGCAUUGUUGACAGAGAAGGAACUGUUGGAUUAUGUUGACCUACUAAUUAGGCUUUUAGUCAAAGUAGAAGCUGUAGAUAAAGACACGUCGAUUUCUGACGCUAGGAAAGAUCUGGAGAAGAUGAAAAUUUCACUAGAACCUCCAGCAUACAAACGCUACACCUUUUCCAUUGAAGCCUGGAAUACCUGUAUUGACACAUUAGACAAGAAAAAAGUUUAUAUGCUUCUGGAUUCCGCACAACUCCCUGACAUGAAAACACUCAACAGAUUAUGCCAAAAUGAUGCAUUUGGAAGAAAAUCUGAUGUUGCGAUAGACGUGUGCAAGAAGAUAUGUGCUUUCAUGAAAAGUUUCAGUACUGCUAUCACCGACGUUUGGCCAUCAAGGAAAGCAGUUCCUUUACAAGAAAAUGAGAAAUUCGACAUCAAAUUUGUUGUAAUAACAGAAAAAUUGGAACAGAAAAGUAUGGAGGACUUAGAAAAGCAUAUACAAUCAUAUUACGACGUACUUCCACUUCGAGACUGCGAUCAUUUUAGUUCAGAGGAAGAAGAUGUGAUGAACUAUAAGGGUAAAGUGCUGACUGACGAAGAUCGAGAUAAAAUAAGAGCUUGUAUAAGUAAAAACGCAAACAUAUUACUACAGAAACAUACAUACCUCAGUGUUAUUUCUGGAAGCCAGUUUAGAUCCGUUGGGUACGGCAGAGGUAGCCAUGAAAUCUUAGAUACUCCGUGCAUUGUUCUGAAUGUUCACUACAAGGGCUAUAUUCCCAUUGACGAAGAGCCAUUUAGUAGUGAGUACGACGGAGUAAAGGUCGAUGUCAGAGAGGACGUCUUUAUUCUCUAUAACCAGACGGCGCAAGAAAAACAUGACAAUCUGAAAUAUGGCUGUCUCAUUAGUGGCGAAAAAGACGAAAGCGGACGUCCAGCAGGAACACUUAGUGGUUUCGCUAUUCAUCCCGAAUAUGGCCUAUGUGGACUGUCCUGCUCCCAUACCCUGCUGUCACCAUCUGAACUAAACAAAAUAAACCAACAAGGUCAAAUAGAUUGGAGUCUACCUUCGUUGCCAACGGAACAAAACAAAACUCAGAAAAACGUCUAUCAGCCAUUUAAAAACGAUGCCGUUAAAGACAAAAAUAGAAUUGGGCAAUUGGUAAAGGUAAUUUACCGAAGUGGUACUGCAGCUUCUCAAGGAAUGGAUGCGUGUGGUAUGGAUGUUGCGCUUUUUCAGUUAAGCAAGAGGUUACCAGAGUCGAGUGACUUUCCAGUUGUACAAGUGUCCGAAGAUUCGCAAGAAAAAAUACAAGCACAGUUUGAGAGUGGAGCAGUCGCAGGAUUUGCUUGGCAUGACGAAACAGCAUUAUUUUCUAAGUAUGGAGCCAUCACUGGUUACACUGUUGGAAUACCUCUUGACUCUGGUAUAUCCUGUAAACAAACUUGCACAUGGACUUAUUAUAAGAAGUCAGACAAUCCACAAGUGGAGUUCGAAUUCACAUUACACAACCAGCUAUGUUUUAUAAAGGACAAAAAUAAAAAUUGUCAUAUUAUGCCAUGGGACAGACCACAUAAAAGUAACGAAAGAUUUGCUUGGAAAGGAGAUUCGGGAUCAUUGAUGUAUCGUCAAACAACAGAUGGUAACUUAGUAUGUGUUGGAAUAAUUGAAGGUGGUAGAAAGGGAAAAAACGCAAGAUGUUAUGUUACGCCCAUUUUGCCGGUUCUUAAAGCAAUGGGCAUAACGAACUUCAAAAAUUUUGAAAGCGAGCGUAUGGGGAAGGAUGUGAAAUCGUUAGUCACAGAUAUGAAAGAAAUGAAAGAAGAGAUGGCAGAGUUAAAGAGCACAGUUAAAACAUUAGAUGAAGAUGUGAAAAAGAUGAAAAAAGAGAUGACGGAUAUAAAUAGCACAAUGGCAAAAGGCUUUGCAGAUGUUUUAGAAAAGUUUAACCAAAAGGAAAUGUCUAACAUUUCACUUGAGGAAUCAGAACCGAAUGCUUGAAUACACUCCGCAUCCAUAUGAUUGUUUUCAUUUUGCUUUCUCUCACUGGACAUGCAUUUCAUGAUUUUGAAAUUUUAAGAUAAAUUAAAAGUGACCCAUUUGUUAGUUGUAAUCUUCAUUUUGGAUUCAAACAAAAAUCAGAAUUCACCACAUUGAAACUAGAUACUAGAAAAUGCAUAUAAUUGUGUAUUUUAAUCAUAAACAGAAUUUCAGGUCUAUGAUUAGAACUUUACAUGGAAGUCUUAUGUCGAUUUCACAAUUUCCAUACCGAUAAAUUCUCAUGUUGACCUCACUAAAAGGCAAAAUGUGGAUGUUUUUCCCCAGAUAAAGAUAGUAUUACCUAUUUUUGAAUAUCGUAUCAUCUUUAAAUACUUAAGAUUUAAUUAGAAGCAUUGCAAAUCAAACAUUUGGAACCACAAUUUGCUGAAAAAUCUUGAAAAAAAAAUGUCCAUUUGCUUACAAAGUGUCCUUGUCCUUUGAAUAUACUGAUAAGGUUUCGUUUUCCCGUAUGUUUAUGUUUUAAUGACAUUCAUUUUAGUUCUUUCAUUUGAUGAGAAAGGUUUUGCAUAUUUUGGGAAAUGUCAUUGUUUUCGUGCUUGUCUAUAAAUAUGGGCUAAUCAGUUAUAUCUUUGCUCUUAUAGUUUACACUCGGGAUUUAUCACUUCUUCUUGAAUUGGAAAUUAUAGCAUGGAAAUUUAGAGCCAGUUUUAGGAAUCUUGGACUUUAUUUUCAUUGGAGAAAUAAGUUAGAACUUUGGAGUUUUAUUAUAACUUUAUUAUUUACAGAAUACAUUAAAUAUCAAGUGAAUUUUAUUUGGAACAGAGUGACACAUGCAGACUGUGGAAUAUUCUGACAAUGUUCAAUACAUAUUUUUAACUUAAGGAAAUUGCCGAUUGAUGUAUAUAAUUUUAAUCUUCUAUUGCUAUAUAAUUUUAUUGAUAUGCAUAUAUUAACAAUUAGUAGAUAUGAAUAUGUGUUAUGAGUGGAAGAUUUAAUAGAAUCUGAAUUUAGAAUAGAAAUCUGGAUUUAUUCUUAAGUGUUCAUUUCAUUUAACAUGAUGACUGUUCUUAUGUAUAAUCAAAAGCUGUGUGAUGAUUAUUAAACUAUUGUUACAGCACCUAGACAUAUCUCGAGCACAUGACAUCUUAUUUCGUGAGCACGAUAUCUUAUGUUUGAUUUUCAGAAUGACCGACAUCACUGAGAUAUUAUUUCAAGAAAAAAAAGAUUACUUAUAAAACCACUUUCUGUGUAAUUUCAAAGUCUUUAGAUGUCGUGCGCACGAGAUAAUAUCGUUCGCUCGAGAUAAGAUGUCGACGUGUACACGAGUAAAUUUAAUCAUAAAAAAUGCAUGUCCUAAAUAUAUAAACGAUAUAUCUUUUGAAAUUAAUUACAAAAUAAUAUUUUGGUGUAGUGCGUUAAAAUGAAAUGACCUAUGGUGAGCUGAUACAUUUCUAAAACCAUGGGCGUGUAAAUUGGCGCUUUUUAAUUUAGAAAUAUGCAGUUCAGCAUGUGGCCGUUAAAAUCAGAUGGGCGAUGUUAUUUUAAGACAUAUACCAAUACGACUUGCCUGUAUCUAAAAUGCAUUUCUCUCUUUCUGUUCUGGGGGCUUUAUCUAACUCUGUCCCUCUGGCCAGAUCGCUCUGUGUCUGUACUGGUAGAGGAUGAAUUUCGCACCCUGUGUGGCUGCGUUAGCUAUACGUAAUCAUGAAAAGGGCGCUAUAAAAAUCUGGUAUAAUAAUAAUGAUAAAAUUAUUCGCCAAUUUCGGGAAUAAUUCGGCAUUUACUGGCAUAAAAUAUUUGAAUAUCCAGGUGCGUAUCAACCGAAGGGUGCUGAUUAAAGCACCUUAUUUUGAAAAAAAGAGAACUUUUAUGACAAAUACUAUGUCUUUCUUUAAAUAAUACUUUAAAAAAAUGUUUCUGUACCUUUUGUUUAAAAAGAAUGUUAUUAUACUGGAAUGAUAAGAACUUAAAAAUUCAGGGGCGAAUAAUAUUGAGUGAUUACACAUUAGAAUCACACGGUUUAGGGUAUAAAUUUUAUAUGCUUGCAUGCCGGACAGGAUUUUCCCGUGCUUUUCCGAUGUUAGAAAAACUCAUCUUACACCCAGGUGUGUAAGAUAACUCACGUGCUAUAAUUUUUUAAUGCCCAACUAGCUUAAAAUCGUAUGCCAGUGUCGUAGGGUAAAAUAACGGUACAUCUCUUUAAAGUUUUGGUCAUUUUAUUUAAAUGCUUAUACAAAAUGGUACUUUUUAUUUUGUAUGUUAAAUGUCGGGACGCCAUUUUCGAAGCAGGGGGAGUAUGUCGUAGGGUAAAAUAACGGUAAAUGUAAAUAUCUUUAAAGUUUUGGUUAUUUUAUUUAAAUGCUUAUACAAAAUGGUACUUUUCAUUUCGUAUGUUAAAUGUCGGAAACGCCAUUUUCGAAGCAGGGCGAGUAUGUCGUAGGGUAAAAUAACGGUACAUGUAAAUCUCUUUAAAGUUUUGGUUAUUUUAUUUCAUUUUCCCUUUUUUGUCCCGUCUGGUGUUCCAUACUUUUUAACAAAAUAUUCCAAUACUUACGAAUGGCCAAAGGAAAAUAAAUCAUGACCUCCUGUACUAAUCUUCCACAUAUUUUGGCAUGUGACUUACUUUAACCAAUCACGAUCUGGUCACUUCAAAGGUCAAUCUUUUGAAACAUAUAUAUUUUCAUACUCUGCAAAAUAAGCCAAGUAUCUUUGGAUAUAUUACAUAUAUAAUCAGGUAAAUACCAAUUUUGUACUUUGCAAUUAUAUUUCUUGUUGUGUCUAAAAUAUUGUAUUGAUAUGUAAUGUAUUUAAUACAUUAUUACGAGUUUAAAUUUACUGUGUCGAAAGCGGUCAGUUACGCGCCACCAUAUCUUUUAUAACACUCUUUUGUUUACAUUUUUGACAGCUGUCAUCUGUCAAAUGACGUUUCACUAUUUCUCGCUUAUGUUUACUAUUUGUUGUUUUAUAUUUUCAGAAUUACUUCUUGGUAGUAAAACAACAUCAUGUUAUUAUCACCAAUAAACCCAUUAUUGAACUAAAUAAAUGUUUUUGUCAUCCGACCCACCCUCAAUGAAAUUGCCACAUCAUGUAGCCAAGUCGACUAUAUUACUGUAUAUAUUCAGGAACUGAGAUAGUUGA